AUGGAUGAAACUAAGCCAUUAUUAUCUGAAACAGACACUAAAGUGUUACGAGGUCAUAAGAGGCAUUUGGGUCAUUUAGAGAACUAUUUUGCACUUUUGCAAAGACAAGAAUUGUAUGGUAAUUUUAGUAUUAGUUGCAAAUUGAAUCAUGGGAUCACAUAUGUGGAUCUUGCUCGUGGGCUACGUUCUAUCGUCCUUGCAAAUCCAAUCAUGAUGCAUACUUUAGUAUCAGCUACAAACAAGGAUUCUUCAUGGGAUGAACUAAGUAACUACUAUAGAUCUUCUGAGUACUUAGAUAAGCCAUGGCCAGAACAUGACUUCAUGGAAGUUGUAGACCAAUUGUCCCUGAAGGAUGUGGUAAUCAAUGAACAAACCAAUUUAUAUGGUGAUUUGUUAACAAAAUUACAAAAUCAAUUUCAAAAAGAUAAUGGUGUAAUCACAGAGAAAUUAUGUGAUAUUCUGUCUCAGGUCCGAAUCCCCGUAUACCAAAGAAACAAGCCAAACUGGCGUAUUCUAUGUCUAACAGAUGAUCCCAAUAAUAAUGACUCUCAAUCAUUUGACACCUUAGUGUAUAUCAGUAAUCAUUGUAGUGCGGAUGCUAUGACGGGGAUUAAUUUGUUCCAAGAUAUUGUAUCUGAAAUAAAUAAACCAGAUACAAAGACUAUUAUCGAAGGAGAAUCUCAGGAAUCAUUACAAAUUUGGGAUUAUGAAAGAGAUUAUUUAAAAUGCAGUAAAUUACCUUUACCAAUAACAGAAAGAGUGAAUUAUGUACCAUCAAUUUUAACCUUCAUUUGGUUGAUUAUCACUACUAUAGUCAAUGGUAUAUUCAAUUACAAAAGUCCUUGUGAGGAUACACAACGCAUCACUGAGUCUGAACCACAAGUAUGCUAUCAAAGCUUUGUUCGUUUUACUCAAGAUGAGGUCAGUAGGAUUAAAAAUAAAAUCAAUAAACAAAAAUGUACAAUGACAGCUCUUAUGCAAACUGCAUUAUGUGUCACAUUAAAAGAACAUGGUAUAUUUAACAAUCGUUCUAUGAAUGAAAUUACUUUUGAUAUUACAGUUCCAAACAACACUCGUAAAGGAUUACCUGACUCCUUAGUUGAUGAACAAUACAAAUAUGGUUCAAACGUUGGUGGAUUACAUUAUUCGUAUUUAAUUUCAAGUUUCAAGGAUUCACAAUUUUGGUCUUUAGCACGUUAUUAUAACGGUGUUUUCAAAUCUGCUGAUUACCUUGUUGGAUUAGGAUCUAUAAUGCUAGGUUUUAUUACCCAAAACAAGAAUAUUGAUGCAAUGAUUGCAGAUUCAUAUUUAAAUAAGAAACGUGGUGGGAUUAUCUUGAGUAAUGUCGGUGUGAUCAAUACAACAACAUCUUCAGAAGAGGAUACUUUACAAAUCGAAGACAUGCUAUUCAUGCAAAAUCUUGGCGUGUUGAAUUUUAGUUAUAGUGUCAAUAUUGUUACUACAACAUCAGGUGGCAUGAAUCUAUGUAUGAGUGCAGUUGAAGGAGCAGUUGCAUCACAAGCAGAUUUUACUGCUCUUGGUAAGGAAUUGCAUGCUAAGAUUAUGAACAAAUGUGACUAG
This is a messenger RNA of Maudiozyma saulgeensis, 1581 nucleotides long. The record is from the annotation of a GenBank genome assembly. NCBI's taxonomy places the organism in Eukaryota, Fungi, Ascomycota, Saccharomycetes, Saccharomycetales, Saccharomycetaceae.